This is a messenger RNA of Cuculus canorus (common cuckoo), 9720 nucleotides long. It is a transcript of the gene KCTD6, whose product is annotated as potassium channel tetramerization domain containing 6. Gene Ontology annotation, molecular function: protein binding. The record is from RefSeq and is a predicted model, not a curated record. The transcript has 3 exons. NCBI's taxonomy places the organism in Eukaryota, Metazoa, Chordata, Aves, Cuculiformes, Cuculidae. Bases 2730 to 3443 code for a protein of 237 amino acids. Gene Ontology annotation, biological process: protein homooligomerization.
CUCUGAGUCAUAAUACGUGAAAUGAGAGGGAGCAGUUUAUAAAUGAGGUGUCCAAUUUGGUGUAUUAAGUGUGAAAUGAUGACUUGAGCGCUUUUCUUCAAAGGUGCUCGCCUCUCAUUGUACCUUUCUAGUUUCAGAUGCACUUGGGGCUGGGCUAUGGCAGCAGCUAUGAUGACCAUGCUAACGCUGUCCAUCUUCUCGCUGCUUGAAGAAGCAGCUUAAUGAAAGCAGGGCUGUGGUUUGACACAAUCAGCGUGCUUCUGUCACCACAGAACCACGUCCAGUUUCGCUUAAAUGGUGUCAGCAGUUUCAUCUUGACUGAAUGUUUGUUACAGUUAUUAAAGACAGGCUGUCUUUGGAUAUGGCUGCAUGUCCUCUGCUGUCAGGAUGCGAGCAGCCACGUUAGCGAGGCUGUCCCUGGGUGUGGUGUGGUGUUGUGUGACACUGGGACAAGAGCUGGCUUGAGGCUGCCCAUCCCAGGGUAUGGAUGGAGCGAAUAUCUGCCCACCUUUAAGAUGCAUCACUAUUUCAUUCAGGAAGAAUUUACAGCAUCAUUAAAAGAGCAUCAUGAAGGGCGUACGUCCCCACCCUUGUUGUGAUGUGGUUGCUGGUCCUAAUCUCAGGUGGUACCCGAACAGAACUGUUGAUGAAGUUGUCUAGAAAUUCCCAGGCUGCUGAGGUGAGCGGGGGAUAGCUGUGAUCACAUUCGAGUAUUUUAACAUGGCCUCCCAGUAUUGUCCCUUUGUGUUGUGCGUCUCACUCCAGCGCUGGCUUUGCCAGGGAGGUUUGUGUGUGCUCAGUGACGCUGGGUCCCUAUGCAAAGAGCAGUGAGACUUCUCAACGCCACUUAUAUUUUGAGGGCUGGGUUUGUUUUGGCUAAUUACUCUCCUAAAUUACUUGCUCUGGUGUUACAUAGCAAUGCUGUGAUCAAAGAUUAGUUCAUACCGUCGUACAGACAGGUAGUGCCAUCUUUUUCUUUCUCUGACUAAAGGAAGUCUUGAUUAAUCUGUACUGUGAACUUAGAUGCUGACCAAAAUAAAUAGCGUCUGUCUGCCAGUUUAAAUAACUGAUGGACAUCUCUUUUUCUGAGAAAUAUUCUGCAUGUAUAAUUCAAAUUAAUUCUAUUAAGACUGCAAAUCUCAUCUGUCAAAAGUUCUAGCUGGCUAUGUCAUUUCGCUUUGAAGUGAAUGUUUACCUUGAAUAUCAGAAACCUGUAGCAGUCUCUUAUGGAUUUAAUGCAUCCACAUGUUAUACUUGACCAGAAGAACACCUAUAGGUGCUGGAAUUUGAAAAGUGUAGCUAUUGAUAAAAGCUAAUGAGGUUUACUUGAAUGACAAUUCCAGAUAAAGAAAACCUGAAUGAAUUCACUUCUUGAUUUGUGAGCAGUUAAAAAAAAAAAUAAUUACAGAUGUUGGCAAAAGAGCUGGCAUUCCAGGUUUAUCUGCUGGGGAGGGAUGUGCUUUAAUGUAUUUUCUUGAGGCGUGCUUUGUCUCUAAUUUGUAAAAAUAGGAUCCUGGUAUGACUAGUUCUGUAUCUUAGUAUUCCCUAGUCUUUUUUUGUCUGACCUCAGGAUUUUCAUAUCCCAUUUUUUGUUUUUUUUCUGCUAUUCAGUGCAGCUGAGGCUGUGCUCAUGCUGCGGGCUCUGAAGGUCUGACCUGCCAGACGCUGUUGUGCCCAGGCUGUGGAUUUGGGGAGGGUAGCUGGGCCCAGAGAGGUGGGAUGUGCUGCCUUGCUCUGUGGUGAAUGAGGCUGACCUCGUUUGCUAGGAACAAGAAGAGAAAGUAAUUGUUUUGGUUGGGAAUUAACUGCGGACCUUCAGUUGCUUUGGAAUGUAGGGCUCUGGCUCAGCUAAAUCUUCAUGCUGCUUUUGGCUGUGUGACUGUGUGUGUUGAAAUUUGCUAGUAAAGAGGAUGGGAGCAGAAGUCUUGGUAACUGUGUGAUCUUUAAGAUAUAAAAAUAAACAAAGCUGAGAAGUUGCACCCUUCUUAAAACAGACUGAUCUAAAUUUUCAACAAUUUUAGCAGAGAGACAGGCUCUGGGUAGGGAUAGAGGCUUACUGACAACUCGCUUCUCUGUCUGUGCAUCGCUUGACGUGGUUGAUAGGCCACCUUUGGAAAAUGUCUUCUGGUGUCUGGGGUCAUUCACUGUUCCCUCCACCAGAGCCUUAGGUUGCACAACCCAUGCUGUGCAUUUCCCUUGCCAUGCUUGUGUGAAGAGAGUCUCCUUGUUAUGCAAGUCAGCAGUUCAGCUUCUUCUGGGAAGUAACAGCAUGAACCACUUCUCAAAUUGCUUUUGUUGGGGCAUUGUUGAAAACAUGUUUGAUGUCUUCUGGCUUGUCCCUAAAGAGAUUUCUCUCGUGAGCGUGUAUGUGUCUGUGAAGUCCAUUCGUACUCUUUGUACAUUAAUGCUGUCAAUUGUAGUUCUCUACUACUGAACUAAUUCCACAGUGAGAUUUUUUUUUUCCCUUUCUUACCAUUCAUUGACUUUCAUGUUUGAUUUAUUCUUCUGCAGAGUUUGAAACUGGAGCAUGGGAAUUUUGACUAAUAUUAAUGGAUCAUAUGUAUGACUUCAAUGGUGGCUGAACAAACCUUUUUUAAUUGGGAAAAGGACAUCUGUCUUUCAAAGUACUCAGUUACCAGGGUGAAAGGAAGAUAAUAAGAGGUGAAUUGCGUAGCCUUUCAGCAGUCUUCUGUUAAACUUGGAAUACCACAGUUCAAGCAAUUGAACAGAUGGAUAAUGGAGACUGGGGAUAUAUGAUGACUGAUCCAGUCACGCUAAAUGUGGGUGGACACAUGUAUACGACAUCCCUCACAACUCUAACGAGAUAUCCUGACUCAAUGCUUGGGGCCAUGUUCAGGGGAGACUUCCCCACUGCCAGGGACUCUCAGGGCAAUUACUUUAUUGACAGAGAUGGACCACUUUUCCGUUAUGUUCUUAACUUUUUAAGGACCUCAGAGCUCACUUUGCCACUGGACUUCAAGGAGUUCGACCUACUUCGUAAGGAGGCGGACUUCUAUCAGAUUGAACCACUAAUUCAGUGUCUUAAUGACCCUAAGCCGCUGUAUCCUGUGGAUACCUUUGAGGAGGUGGUGGAGCUCUCCAGCACCCGCAAGCUUUCCAAGUACUCCAACCCAGUGGCUGUCAUCAUCACGCAGCUCACGAUCACAACGAAAGUCCAUUCGUUACUGGAAGGCAUUUCAAACCACUUCACAAAGUGGAAUAAGCAUAUGAUGGACACCAGGGACUGCCAGGUUUCCUUCACUUUUGGGCCAUGCGAUUACCACCAGGAAGUGUCGCUCAGAGUCCAUCUCAUGGAGUACAUCACAAAGCAAGGCUUCACGAUCAGGAAUACCAGAGUUCAUCAUAUGAGCGAGCGUGCCAAUGAAAACACAGUGGAGCACAACUGGACUUUCUGUAGACUGGCACGGAAAACAGAUGACUGAUUCUGACUCCACAGGAGCCACUUCAGUGAUUAGCAACUUAAUUGGACAGUAUACCCGAGAGAGUCUGGAUUUUGACUAAAGCAACAACGUGGGCUUUUUUUUAUACAACUAUUUAUUGUUUAUCAGUAAGGACUGGAGGAGUUUCGUUCUCUAGCAGCUCUGUCCUUUUGUCCUGUUCAGAAAAAAACAUGCAUGUGCCUGUUCAGUCGAGACACCUUUUUAUUUGAAAGAGGGAGUCUGAAGAAUUAGUACAAUAGGGUAUUUUGGGUCAUUAACACAAUUCUCUGACGCAACUUAAAGUGCUAAAAUUAACUCAGUUUAAAUGGUUUCUAAUCCAUCUAAUGCUACGGAACUGGGAGCAAGAAACAAACAGAAUUUAAGAUGCAAUUGGGGAAAAGCUGCUAUCAUGUAGACUAAUUACAUUUCUAAAUCAAUAAACAGUAUUGUAAUAUUCUAGGAAAACAAAUCCCACUCUUUAAAAGUACUUGAUAAGUACAGUUUCUUACAGUUAUGACAACUGUUUCUUUCUAUGCAUAUAAACCAAGCAACCAAAUAUUAUCUGUAGCCAUGGAAAUAUGAUUAGAAAUGUUUAUAUUGGAUUCUAAAUGCAAAACGUCCCAGUGGUAGAAUUCAUAUUUUUAAUGCCUGGUGCAAUAUUAUUCCCAACUGUAAUGCCUGCCAGCAAGAAGCUAAUAAAAAUGUGAAAUACAGAAUACUAUUUUGUAUUUUUUUUAAUCUUCUAGAAUUCUAAUACUUAAAAAACCAAAACCAACUAAACAAACAAAAAAACCCACCCAGAAUCUGUUUUUUCUGUUCUACAGAGUAGUUCAGAUGCUCUGGGAGGGCUCCAUUCUCCUACGUUAUGGACGUACUUUGUUCGGUUUUUGUCUUAAUCAGUUGAUUCAACUCUCCUUGUUAGAGAAGAAGCUUGUGUUUUGAAAACUGCAUUGUGACUGAUGCAGGAUGGCAAGUAAUUGUACUGGCUAAAGGGAUAGGAAUGGAGGGAACACAGAGCCGUAGCUUAGGAGCUUGUAGCUGCUAAGUAAUGUCUGGUUUGUUAGUGAUUUAUCUCGCGACUUUAUAUAUCUAAAAUUUUAACCGUAGUGUGCUGUUUCUGAUGAUGUUCAAGUCAAGGUACUCAGGUUCUGUGUUCACUCAAGUUCAGUUUCGAUAGCCAUUUCUGCUUAUUGUGGGCACUUUCUCAUAGGUAUUAAUAGAAUUGCUGAUUGUGCUCUUACUUGAAUGUAGUUGGGAGUAAAAGUGUUGAUGCCAGUCCUGAUGAAUGGGUCAUGUUCUCUUGUAAAGUUCUUUUCACAAGUGUUCCCUGCCACAACUUCUUUGCUUUCUGUGCUUUGUGGACCACAGCUCUUUGGGGAUGUAAGACAGAGUAUGGAUUUCUAUGGCAGCUGCUGGUUCUUGAAGGCAGGAGGUUUCUAUCCCAUCUCUCACUCAGACGAUCUGUCUUCUGGGUGUAUCUGUCAUAUUUUGGCUCCCUCUUUUCAUACAUUGUAGGGGUUUUGACUUAUUUGUAAUAAGAGGCAUUUAAGAGCAUUAUUCUUGCUAUAAGGGGGGAAAGAAAAGAUGAACUGAUGAAGCUCAGGAAAAGUGGUUGUUUCUUUACUGCAACACGUGGUAAGAAAUAUCUGUGUUAACUGGCACUGAAUUAUAAUCACAAGAUGUUCUUUGCAACACUUCAUUUACUAGCAAAUUAAUGACUGGCCUGGAUCAGCCUGCCCUUUCUGCAAUUAUGAAAUAUAAUAAUUAGAGAAGCAGUAUUCCAAAUAAUACACUUUAUUGGAGCCUAAGAUUUAUAGAAAAACAGUGUAUCUAUAUUAAUGGCAGAGUAAAUUCUGGAGACAGGAGUUUGCAUCGACUUUGUCUCAGUCUCCAUUAGGAAUACUCCACUGCUAAGCAAGUUAAGUGCUAUUCUAAUUGUCCAACCAGAUGCACUUUCUAGUAUGCUUCUUGAUCUAAGAGAGCAAGUUGUUCCUAGAACCCAAGGACCACAAUUUUACCUUGCUUGUUUUUUUUCAGUAAAGUGGGAGGUUUUGUUUGGUUUUGUGUUUGCUUUUUGUUUUUAUUUGUUUUUAAGGCACUGCAGUUAUGACACACUCAUAAUGUAUUUAGUUUUUUUCCCUUAAUCCUCAUAGUGGAUUUAGAAAAAGAGUAAGAAAGACAAAAGGCAUCAUUUUGAUGCUAUCAGGACACUUGAGGUUGAAAUGGCAAACCCUAGGCUAUUUCUGACUAGAUUGCCUCAUCACAGUGGGUGCCACUCAGCAUUGUUUGGCUUUUGUCUGAUUAAAUGCAAAUGGCUGGCUAAGAAUCUCGUUUCAUACUUUUUGCAACUGAUUAUUAAUUCUGAUUAGUCAUUAGUGAUGCUUCAUAAAUGUCCCGCUGCACAAAGACAGCAGGAAGCGUGUGACCUUCACUUACAUCAUGGUCUUCAUCAUUUUGACAGCGUGUUGUGAACAAGUGGCUUCAAAUACCUCUUAUAGGCUGGGCUCAUCUGUUCAGGAUGAGAAUGUAGAAGGAAAUUAAUGGUAAUUAAGAAGAAGGAAAAGGCUGUUAUUUCUUUAAGGAUGAUCUGUGAAAUACAGAAAGCUAGACUAUUUAAAAAAACUCAAACAACCAGCUACUUCAGCUAUGCAAGAUCUCUUUCCCUGUAGUGAGUGCUGUCCUUCAUAACCAGUACACAAUUCCCAUCCAGCUGGGACAGCAUACUAUUUAACUUCCAAAAAUAUGCUUGAACUUGAAUGCUUGCUGAAGGCAAAUUUUGUGUUCAGCUGUAGAAUUUCAAAGGGUUGCUGUCUACCACAGUAAAAAUCUCACUUAAGGCAAAAUGAGUUUUCAAACAGAGCAAUAGCUAUUUGCAUCAUGCAGGAUUUACAUUACUUCACGAUAUGGAUGAAUUAAGAAGUGAAAGUGGAGCUCUAAAGAACAUGAAGGAUGAAAUUUGCUUUGUUUAACAUUUAUAGUCUUUCUGGUUAAAUAUCUUAUUUAAAAAAAAAAAAAUAUUGUGCUAGUAAAUGUACCAGCGAAUGGAAAAUAUCCUGCAAUCAUUGGCUCUUGCAACCAUCUACUGUUGCUCCAUCAUAUAUAAACUAUGUAAACAGACUUUUGUUUUAGUUUAUUUUGUACAGUUACUAAAACUAUAUUGGUGGCACAGGACAGCCCAGCUCCCUGGUACAAGCUGUCUUAUGCUGGGGGCUGUAAUUCAUCCUUACGUUAAAUGUCUGAGAUAAGACAAUAGGUGGCAUAAUUGGAAUAUCACAAGUCAUUGUUCUAAGCGAGAUACUAAGAAUUAAAGCCUUUUAUUCUACCUUUGUCUAUGCUGCUGUUAUUAAAAGAAAAGCAAACCGUUUCUGCUCCUGCUAAUGCAGAAGUUGCCUGGCUGUAAUCCAGCAGCUGUACCUUGUUGGUCGGUGCCUUCCGAGCCCACUUGCAGAGCUGUUGGCAGUUACAACGGACAGGUUUACCAAGCACAGAAGUCAAACUCUUACCUGUGAGGUCAAAAGCAUCCACUAGUGGAACAGCAUCCUUCCUUCAGAGCAGGUAAAUGAAUUUCAUGUUACCGAAGCAGGUAUUGCUUUGUAAGGAAGGAAAAUACGGCAAAGGUAAAGUUGAAAGUCAGUUGUCCGCGUUUCUCAGUCUAAAAUGCUUGUGCCAGUUUUCCACCUUGCCUGCACUUUGGGCAAAUUCCUACUUGUUUUGAUUCCUCAGAGGCGUGUUCUACUAAUACCCUGAGUUGUCUGUACUGUUGAGUUGGUAUUUGCAGGGUCCUGUAAUCACUUGGGGUCUGUCCCUAAUUUCCUAAUUUAGGAUUCAAUCUCCUCUUGGGUAUUUCCUUAGCAGACUCUGCCAGUUCUUGCUUUUGUUUUUCACUGGAUUUGGGUUUUUUUUUGUUUUGUUUUUCUUACGCUGUUUGUGGUUGUCUUACAAAAGGGAAUAAGAUUGCUACUAGACUGAUGGGAAGUGCUUUGCUGAUCUUAACCUUCAUCUGCUCUUAAGUAUUUCUAGUUCUUCUGCUAUCUUUGUAUCUGUAAGAACAAAGCAACACUGAACCACACCAAGGGCCCAUCUGGCCCAGGAGUCGGUCUGACAGCAGUCAGCAAAAGACAGAGUGAAGGGCAGCAUCUUUUAAGCAAAAGGUGGUUUCUUUUCCCUUGUCCUCCCAUCAUCAUGGAUGCAGGAAGUUGUGCUGGCGGUAUCCCACACCUGAGAUACGGGGAUGCAAAGCAGUCAUGUUGGCAUUUGCAUCCACUAGUUCCUUUUGGGGAAGGAAUGUUUGCGGGUUUGGGAAAGGCCAGGAUUUUGCUACAGAUGGGGAAGUGUUUGUAGCCUUUCUACUGAUUGUAAAUAACUCACUCAAAUUAUUCAAGUAAAUACCAUUUAAUUCCUGAAUCCUGUUAACAAGGCAUGGAUGAACACAGAGAAGUUGCAAUGAAUUCCAGAGAUAAUGAUGUGUUGGGCUUCUGAAAAUGCUAUGUUCAGCUUAUUGCUUAACUUGAAUUCUGCCAUCAGUUCUGAAAAUGCUUGCUCUUUGGCUCGCUCCUGUUCUGCCCUUGGUCAUGGUGUGUUCUUGUUUCUUGCCAGAUGGCUUAAGUAGAAUUCUACAUACAGUAGCAACUUGCUUCUCUGCACCCAAGGUUACUCUGUCCUUAACAAACAGCGCUGAGUAGGGAAAGGUGAACCCUUUGUCAAGAAGCCUUUGUGAGUGUUGUGGCAAGUAAAAACCUUAGCAUAUCUCAAAAUUCACUUAAUUUGUAACAAACGGCAUUGAGCAGAUGCAUCUGAACUAGCUGUAGGCAGGAAUGUCUGGGUACCAGUUGCGACUCAGCCAUGGCAACAGUGUAGGCUGUAUUAGCUGUGGCUUAAGCAGAUUUUGCAGUGUACGAUCGGCUGCUGUGGCUGCCUCCUGCCAGUGCUGCUUUCGCUCUACUGCAGAUACUAGAAGAUGUUUAGGAUUUCUUGAUUUAUAAUUUAAAAUUUCAUGUUACAGAAGUUUAAUUUAGAGAUUGCAGAGUAGCUGGACCCUUAAGUCUGCUUUGCUGUGAAAAUGAACUCUGUGUAGAUGUUUUUUUCUAUCAAUUUCUAGCGCUGCCAGGCAAUGAGCAUAAAAUCCGAGUGAGGUGAAUUGACUUUGGAGAUGUUGCCAUAGGUACAGCAGCACUAUUUUAUGUCUAUUACAAGGACAAACUGAAUAGCUGUGUAUUUCCUCUCCUCAUGCUAGAGCAGCUCACCAAACGACAGGCAGGAGGUCCAGGUACAAUGUUGUGACCAUGCCCAUUUGACCUCCAGAUAAUGCAAAGAUAAGUUAAAAAAGAGGUCACAAAGAUGUUUCAUAAUCUUCUGCAUGCCAGCCUUGGUCUUGAGUUUUUUCCAGAUUCUGCAAAGUUUUUCACUGUGAUGUAGUGGCAGUGAGCCUGGAAAACAAAUGCAAUCAACAGUGAAUGCACCUCAAAACACUUUUAGUAGGCCAAGUGACUCAAAUGUUCUUGCAAAGAAUAUAAAACCUUUUCAUCUCCCUGGCACUUCUCUUGUCUGUUUUCUUUCUUUCCUGGUUGACCAGGUCUUUUGCAUUCAUGUCUUACAGCGACAGCAGAGAGGAGAGUUGGGGGUGUAAACAGUCAACACGGUGCUAUUUGUAAACUCUAGAAAACCACUUCAGAAAUCAUGGUAGUACUUACACUGACUAUUUCUAAUGAAUCCUUCAAAGAGUUUGUGUGAUGGAAACACAUUGGAAUUGUGCUUGAGUUGACUGCUAGCAAGUGAAUCUUGGCUAUGCAUCAAUAAGUGAAAAUUCUUUUGUUGAAGACUUUGGGCUCAUGGCACAUCGUCUCAGUGUCUAUAGCAUUUCAGUGCUGAAAAAAUCUGUUGUCACAGAUACACAACCAAACUUGCCUCUCACGUAAACUGAUAAUCUCUGGGUCAGACACCAGUAAAGUGUCUGUCACCUUAAAUACUAGCUGAGGUCCAGAGCACAUGAAGCAGGCUGACUCCAACCGUCCACGGGAAGGCUCUCGUUGUGCUGACGUUACUGUGGUGGUGGAUGGUGGUGGUAUCUGCUGUGUGGGUUCACUCCCACACUGUACAGUUCUCCUCCCAGCUGUGGGUGUACGCACGCACACCUGCAAUCCAGCUCUUCCUGCUGGCACGGUCAAGCGGCGUGGAGGCCAGCGCGGACUGCAGAACCUGCGUUAGAAGCUGGGUGGCUACUCAUGCAAUUAAUCUGUGUGGAGUCUGCAGCAGAGCCAUGACCGGUGUCUGAGCCACUCAG